AUGGCUGCUGUACAGCCUCCGCGAACAAGAUCUGCCCGUUUAGUGGCCGGUUUUACCAAUAAAAAUACUCAUCAUGCACCCGCAUCAACUACACAUGCUCAUCAUGGGCCUUCUGCUCUAUCUAUCUUUUUGACCAACCUGAAUCUUCUUGACCUCGACCAACACCAGGACUGGCCUGGAAUCUGUGCUGAGACCUUUGCAACAGGCGGCACAAGUGCCCAAGGUCUAAAGAAAAGGGUACAUUGCGUGGAAUGGACUCUGUUUCAGCUCUUCUCUUUAUGGGACCCCGAAGAAGCAAAAAAAAAACUCAAACCGUUCUUUCCUCCUCUCGAUCAAACUCAAUCUGUCAACCUCCGUGCCGCCUUGUUAAGAGCUCUCGAAGCAGCCAAGAAAAAUGGAGUGCUUGGAAGGGAUGCCACCGUACGAAAGACAAUGUUGGACGAAUGCCGAGGAGAAAGACUGGAAGAUGUUCUUGCUGCGUUUUCAUCUGCUGUUCUCAAGCAUGUUAUUGCCCAAGAGGUAGCAUCAGGCAGUGAAUACAAAGCUCUUGCACUUAACAUGGCUGUCGAGGAUCGAGGAUACAAGAGCGAUAACACAGACCUCACCACCAUGGUCCUGGCACACAGGGUUGCCAUCAGUCGCAUAUUAAAUAGCAAGGUGGCGGCUAGCUCAAGGUUUCAUGACUUUGCCGAUUUAUUGACGGUCAAGGAAAAGGGCAUUGCUAGAAGGAGAGAAGCACUGGAUGCUCUCGAAGGGGGCACGACCAUAUCUGAUGAUGCUAGACGCGAGAUGUGGCGCACACUCCGCAAUAACUGGUCAGGUAACGAACGAUGGAUGGAGACUCUGCUCUAUGGAGAUGCUAGCGUAAAAAAGGAUGGCCUUCUUGGAAUGCCCUUCGAUCGUGUCUGGCGAAGGGUGCAGCAAGGCCGACUUGACGAACUUGAAGAGCACGGUACCGGCCUCUUGGAACAACUCGAUAGUCGAGUGCGCGUACAGAAAGAAAGACUCCAGAAGUGGCAAAGGUUUCGCAAUGAGAUGUCCGCCGACCAACCGGUCCCAUCGCCGUCAAAGGUCCAGCAAAAGGAGAAGGGGAACGGCAUUGACUUUGGAUUCGGCGCCCACGAGGCUUUGCUUCUCGGUAAAGUCAGCCCAAAAAAGGCAGCGUUCGGAAAAUCGAAACUCUUGAACGAGUACGAUGACCUUGUACGCAAUCUAGAACUGGAGCUCCAAAGCACGAAACCGCAAAAGUCGUCAGCUCUUGACUUUUUACAGCGUCCUGCCUUUCAGAAAGGACCAGUGAUCAACAUGCCAGACCCCGAGCCAGCGGAAGAAGAAGAAGAAGUCAUCAGUGAAUUGGAAGACGAAGACGGGUUCCCCGAAUCUCCCAUCAAGACGUUCAAGUCGAAGCUAGAUUUGUCAAAGCGAUUUCCAGUACGACCAAAACUUUCCCAUACCAGCGACUCUUUUGCUACAGUCUCUUCAAGUGCUAGAAGCCUUCGCAAACCAUCCCAAGACGAGGCUCGCAUUCUUCGUGCUUCAUCAGUCGAGCGAACCAGCUCCCCUGAGCCAGAGGACGAACCAGUCGCAGCAUCUCCACGACCUGAGUAUGAUGUUUCGCCCCAGCUUUCACCUCAUAUAUCCCCGCAACCAUCUCCCCCACCCUCGCCUCUGCCACUUCAAGAGUCACCAGAGCAGAUGCCCACACAACUAUCUCCUACCCGAGAGAUGGCAGACCAGAUCCUCGAGUCAAUGGAUAUGACUUCACCAUCACCCGUCAAACGACCGAGAAAACGACACACACUUUCGCUUGCCGAGCGGACACGUUUGUCCAUGGCCCGUGAAUCAUUUGGUGAUCCUGAACCCGAUGAUUUGGACAUCACUCCACCAUCCACAGAACCUGUUUCUGCAGAGGAUCCUAGUCAGGCACUCCCCGAAGAAGAAUUUGAUCUCCUUGCUCGAACUCGGAAGAGCAUGGCCGGUUUCGACAAGGCGAGACAAAAGGCACAGAUGGAAAGGCGACGUUCGUUGAAGAAACCCAAGGCCCCCCCCAAAAAGGAGGGCAGUUACUUUCCCAAGGUCGAGGAGAAUACGGCCGUUAUUACAGAUGAGUUGAUGGCGCAGGAGGAUAUGGAGGCGGUGUUUAGAUCACGACCCAAGAUCAAGGCCAGCCCGCUGCCGAGUCCAACUAGGGACUGGGACGACGACUAUGUGUAA
Molecule: messenger RNA, 2214 nt
Organism: Fusarium venenatum
Lineage: Eukaryota; Fungi; Ascomycota; Sordariomycetes; Hypocreales; Nectriaceae
Product: HAUS augmin-like complex subunit 6 N-terminus-domain-containing protein
Source: RefSeq, a predicted model, not a curated record